GCCAGCCAUUUUUCAAACACAAGCACACACAGGUUCUUUUUGCACUCUCAGGCAUCAAUCCCGCAUGUUCCUGGUCCAUAUCCUUUUGUUUUGUUAGUAUGAUAACUCACUGCCUGUUUGGAGUGGCUUUGGCAUGUAUACUGUGAAAUGUUGGUGCAAUAAAUCCAUCAGGGCUUUUCAAACAAUAGUUGUACAGUUUAGUGCAAAUGUAUGCACACCAUUAAAACCAAAUGAAGAAGACACUUCUCAGUGGUAACUUAUAUCACCCAUUCUUCUUGAGAUACGUACAUGCUUAAAUAUUGUGUAUAUAUUGUUAACUGAGUGGGCAACACACGGUCUCCGGUUUGAUCCCGAGCUUGAGUUAUUGUCUGUGUGGAGUUUCUGUGCAUGUUCUCCUCUUUGAUUUCCUCAGGAUUCUCCAGUUUCAUCCCACCUCCCAAAAAUAGGCCAGUAGGUAGAUUGGCUAGUCUAAAUUGCCCAUGUGUGUGUGUUUCCCUGCAGUGGACAGGUGUGUGUUCCUGCCUCAUGCCCGUGGUUCUCAGGGUGGCAUCUGGAUCAGCCCUGACCAAGAUAAAGCUCUAACUGAAGAUGAAUGAAGUAUGAAACUGGGAAACUAGAGUUAUGUUUUGCUUUUCAGCCUGAAAUCAUACUUUGCUGCAAAAUCUUUUGCACUCUAUUCUACUAUACUUUGUAUUUUUCUCUAUUUCAAAGCUAAAACGGCAACGAACACGUAAUAAUUUCAUUGAUCCUUAAACAAUAACAUAUUAGGAUCACUUCUGUAAAAGACCACUUUCGAAGUCCACAGAUUUCCAUUUCAUCUCAGCAUGCAUUUCAAGCCUGCUCUUUCCAGUAGCCACGCCCACACCGAUACGCUCGUAUUUAUCCAAUGAGGAAUUGCACGCUAGGAAAAACAAAGCCUCUGAUUGGCCAGAACGCGCCGAUGGUUUCAAGGCGCCCCGUGGAGACGCGCUGCGUGCUGAAGAGUGAAUGAGGGAGGAGGCGGGAGGCUGGAAACCGUCUUCCCCUCAGCGCGAGGCCAAUGUGGAGUCAGUGGAUCGGCUCGAGUGAGGCGGCGGACGCGACUAACCAGUUUGUGAAAGAAAGUUAGAUACCGGCGUUGUUUGGAACCCGGGAAAAAGGGAAGGUCGGAAAGAAAACAAAACAGUUUUCCGACGACGACAAUGAAGUCGCGGAAUAAGGGCACGGAUACCUGAGUUUUGUGCGGAAACAAAAGAAGCUGGAUUGUAAGUUUGUGAAUAACGUUCCGAGAGGGGGGUCGGUUACGCUUCAUCCGGGGAUUUUCCUAGUUAUUGAGUCUCGAACUUUGAUUUUUUUUCCCGGCGGAUUUAUCUUUUUUUAAAGAUGGCGGUUUGGAGCCAGGUGGUGGUGCGCGCGCUCGUGGCGUUUUUUCUGCUCCUCAGAUCGAGCUGUGGUCAGUACCACGGUGAGAAGGGGAUCUCCGUGCCAGAGCACGGUUUCUGCCAGCCGAUCUCCAUCCCUCUGUGCACAGACAUACAGUACAACCAGACCAUCAUGCCAAACCUCUUGGGUCACACAAACCAAGAGGACGCGGGUUUGGAGGUGCACCAGUUCUACCCGCUGGUUAAAGUGCAGUGUUCUCCGGAUCUCAAGUUCUUCCUGUGCUCCAUGUACGCACCGGUGUGCACCGUGCUGGAGCAGGCCAUCCCUCCGUGCCGCUCUCUCUGCGAGCGGGCACGGCAAGGCUGCGAGGCGCUCAUGAACAAGUUCGGCUUCCAGUGGCCCGAGCGCCUGCAGUGCGAGAACUUCCCAGUGCACGGAGCAGGAGAGAUCUGCGUUGGGCAGAACACGUCGGACACCGGCAAGCCGACAUCGGAACCGACGCCAGACAUGGAAGAAAAUUUCACACCGCGCCCGAAUGAUAGAUUUGGUCACCCUUUCUCGUGCCCUCUUCAGCUCAGCGUGCCUUCCUACCUCAAUUAUAACUUUUUGGGAGCCAAAGAUUGCGGCGCACCCUGCGAACACUCUCAGCCACACGGACUCAUGUACUUUAAAGAGGAAGAGGUGAAGUUUGGGCGCCUUUGGGUCGGGGUUUGGUCCAUACUGUGCUGCCUGAGUACUCUCUUUACAGUCCUCACUUACCUUGUGGACAUGCGCCGCUUCCGUUAUCCGGAGCGUCCUAUCAUCUUCCUGUCCGGCUGCUACUUCAUGGUGGCUGUGGCAUACGUCACUGGGUUCCUCCUGGAGGACCAGGUGGUGUGCGUUGGCAAGUUCGGGGACAACGGCUACAAAACGGUGGCACAGGGAACCAAAAAAGAGGGAUGCACUAUCCUGUUCAUGAUCCUGUACUUCUUUGGAAUGGCCAGCUCUAUCUGGUGGGUGAUCCUGUCUCUGACCUGGUUCCUGUCCGCUGGCAUGAAGUGGGGACAUGAAGCCAUUGAGGCCAACUCGCAGUACUUCCACUUGGCAGCAUGGGCUGUACCUGCCGUGAAAACCAUCACGGUGCUGGCGCUCGGCCAAGUAGACGGCGACCUACUGACGGGCGUCUGUUUUGUAGGCAUCCAUGACGUCGCGGCGCUGCGUGGCUUUGUCCUCGCGCCUCUUUUCGUCUACCUCUUCAUCGGGACGUCCUUCUUGUUGGCCGGAUUUGUGUCCCUCUUCCGCAUCCGCACCAUCAUGAAGCACGAUGGCACCAAGACGGAGAAGCUGGAGAAGCUGAUGGUGCGCAUCGGCGUCUUCAGCGUGCUCUACACCGUCCCCGCGACUAUCGUCAUCGCGUGCUACUUCUACGAACAGGCCUUCCGCGAGCAGUGGGAGAAGACCUGGCACAUGCAGACGUGCAAACGCUUCGCCGUCCCAUGUCCCGCUGCCGACUUCGCGCCCAUGUCCCCAGAUUUCACCGUCUUCAUGAUCAAGUACCUCAUGACCAUGAUCGUCGGGAUCACGUCCGGAUUCUGGAUCUGGUCAGGGAAGACGCUGCAGUCGUGGCGCAGGUUCUACAAGCGGCUCGGAAACGGGCAGGGCGAGACCACCGUGUGAAAUUUUGGAUAGACGUUCAGUUCAGGACUGCCAUGCAGACAUGUCUCAGAACUGCAGCCUGGAUUAGAAAAAAAAAUCUGACUUCUAUGACGUAAAAUGCCUGCAGGAGGACUUUGCUCAGAUAAUCCACCCACACCAAAUAGAUCACCUUGUGACACUUAAAUACUUGAACUUUUAGCCCUGACUGUCUACACUUUUUUUUCUACAACUUUUGCAUGACUUCAAAGGAUUUUUUUUUUUUUUUUUUUUUUUUUUUUUUUUUAUAAAGUGUUCGAAAAUGCUUUUUUUUAAAUGAAAAAACGGUUCUGUGCCUUGUCAAAAAAUGCUUUGUUUGACAUUGUAAUGUCGAGAGAAUGAUCUCCACAGUGGCCAAAACGUAGUAUUUUAAUCUUGUGCCUUGUAAUGUUGUCCAGACCCUGUAUGUCUAUUUCAUCCUUUUUGUUUUGCACAGAUAGUGCAGGAUUUUUAUACAUGUUAAAUGUCCUUUUAGAAGUAGAUGCGUUCAGUUCAUGCGACUGUAAGACUUCAGGAGUUUUUAUGGUUUAGUGAAGAAUUCAAACUGACGGGCUCGGAUGAUGUGGCUGUGAUUGGUGGGAUUAAAUGUAGGAGUUCAGAGGAGGGAGGAAAACCCCUUUUUUUUCUUUUUUUUUUAAAAAUGUCAUUACUUUUUAAAGACAUUACAUGUAUUUAUUUAAAGUAAACUCAUUUUUAAGACCAUAUUCUCCAUUCAGCAGUUUCACUUAAUAAAGUGAGUAGAUUUUUAGAACUUCUUGAUGUAUUGAUGUUUGUUUUUUUUUUUCUGAAAAGUUUCUUUUAAUAUUUUUCUGUGCUAAAAUGUGGGGUUUUUGUUUUUUUUUCCCAUUAGCUUGACUGCAAAAGAAAAAUCACCCAAUCAGCACAGAUUUAUUUUACAAACUAUUUCAGUUUAGGAACAUAUAUGUAUAAACUUGUAGAAUAUUACCUGUAGUCUUUCAUUCGAAUUUUUCAUUAGAUUCCAGUCCAGGAUUAAUAACUUCCAUUAUCACAGAAAUGAACGCAAAAUCAAGCAAUCUUCCUCCACAAUAUUCACAGGAGCUUGCAAUUUUUCGAGAUUACCGCAGAUUUGGACCAAGACGCGUGAUGUGACGUCAUCACAAUACGUAAUCAGCCAAAGCCCUCUUUGAUUCACGUGCGUCGAACACAAGUACAGCUAAAAGUUCUCAUUUACCGAUAAACAUCACUCCGAAAGACCAUGCGAAACAGUUUCAUGUGACUGCGAUUUCGCCAAUUCAAGUCGUUUUCCACAAAAAAACACCAAAAACUCAAGUUGCAUCGCAAAUUUUGAAAAAACUUGCAAGCGUUCUGGCAACAAUAACAAAAACUUCCGUGAAAUCCUGUACAGACUACAUAAAGGUGGGUUGUGAUUUCCACCUCUGAACAAAAUAUGCUUCAUGACUCCUGAGGUUCUCCAGACCUCACUUUGAAAACCAUAUUGUCUGUUCUCUGUCUAGGAACCGAGUCUAGUUUGUUUGUUUUGUUUAUCCCUGUAGGCCAUGUUUUAUAGUGGUUGGUCAAUUUGUGUAUACAUUUGCGCAAAUUACGUUUAGGUAUUUCUAUACGUUCGACGUAAUUGGUCAUAAAAACUGAUUGUAACACACUAACAGCUCCUUUUUACAAGCCUCCCUAUUAACUGAUUUGAUUGGUGUGACAGUGUGUGCCGGAGGGCCAGAGCCUCUGAGAGCUACACGGUUAUUUGGGAGUUCUCCAGGAAGUUUAAAUGUUUCUUUUAAGAAGCAGGCCGAGAUAAAAGAGCUAACACGAUAACGGGAGAUAAUCAGGAGCUGGUGUGAAGUCUGUCGCGCUGCUUUUGAGGCGACAGGAAGAGUGGAGAUGCGGCGAGGCACACGAUCCCUCAGUCUUCCUCAGGCGUGUGCUGAAACGCAGUAGCUCAGCAUUCCUCAGUCUAAGGUAAAAGCUUAACCUUGUGUUUGGGUUUGUGUUGGGGGUUGUUGGGGUUACUGUAUCCACAGCUUAGCUCAGAGAGGGGGUUGGGGCUGAAGGCUCGAGGCAAAAACUUCCAGCACUAAUGUUUGAGAUACAGCAGUGGAAAAUGUAUUCAUUUAUUAUUAUUCUUUUUAUAAAUCCUCUUUGUAAAUACCAUAAACAUACAACAGAUGUGUGUUUUUUUUCAUGCGUUACAUUUUGUAGAACAUAAAGGACCAAAAUGAGAGAAAGGUUACACAAUCAGAAGUUCAUUACGUGUGUGUAGGUUUUUAGACACCUCACGACAUUAUUUUUCACAUGCGGACUUGACAAACGUAGUGCAAGUGCUUUUUAUUUAUCCGCAUACGCGAUCACAUAGAAUUCAUAUGAUAUUGUGUGUGUUUGAUUGAAUUCUCAUGUACAAGUUCAGCGCCUAGUGAAAUUUUUUUCAUAUGACUCACAUAAUCAUGUAAGGAAAAGCUUGAGUAAUUGUAGCGCACGUAAGUACAAUUUUGGAAGAUUUAUACAGUUGAAACUAUUGAGUAUUAUUGAUAUUGUAUACUUGUUCUCCAGUACUUAAGCACAUACUUUUUACUUCUUACAUUUUUGUUUCAACCUUCAAAUUACUCAUUAAAUUAGCAAAAAAGCUUUUCUCUUGCCCAGCUGUUAUUCCAAUCAGGUAUGUUUACGUGUUAUUCGAUUUUUAUUCCUGCCAUCCAAUCAAAGAAACGGUUAGCUUUAUGUCUCAGCCCCUCCAGGAUUUCGCAAUUUUGUGAAAAUCAAGCAAACUCCGCAAUAUUCGGAGGAACUUGCAAUUUUUUCAAAAUUACCGCAGAUUUGAACCGAGACGUGUGAUGUGACGUCAUCACAACACUCAUUCAGCCAAAGCCUUUUCAAUUCACGUGCGUAGAACACGUGUACAGCUAAAAGGUCUCAUUUACAUUGCUGUGAAAGGCCAUGUAAAACCAUUUCCUGCAAUUCUAUUUCGCCAGAUCAAGUAGUUUUCCAAAAAAACGCAUAAACGCAAACAUUUUUUGAAGCCCCAGCAAAAUUGAGCACUUUUUGGCCACAACAAUCACACAAAAAAAAACCUCUGCGAAAUCCUGGCUAGUUUAGCGGCUAGUUUUGUUUUGGUCGCAGUUUCCAAUGCGGUUAUUAAACUAUAACUAACCAGCAAGCCGAAUUUUUGAUUGGUCUGAUUGGAAUAUUGGAUAGAUAUUUCAUCAAAUGAAUAAAUAAAUGAAAAUUCAUGUCUGGAUUGUUAACAUUUGAUUGGUUUAAGGAGAUUGAUUGACUUUCUCUCAACUAGAUUUUCGACUCAAUACUUCUACUUUUAACCACGUUUUUGACACGCUUUUACUUGCGUACAGUUCCUCUGUAAUUUUUCACCCCGAUGUGUCUGGAACCGAAGUCAAAACAUGCCAAAAAAGAUUAUGGACCAGUAUUCAUUUAUUCAUUUUGUGUUACUGAACUUCAGAUAAUACCUCAUAAUAUGACUAACUAGGAAAGACCUUUCUUAAGCCGGUGUUGUUGAUGAUAGUUGUUUAACUGCAUGUCACAUUCAUUCCUCUGCACACACGCGAAAGGAACUGGAACCGCAGAUUAAAUCAUUUUGUUCUAAAUCUAACAUGACAUCCAAUCAUGUGGGUGUGACACUGCAGACAUACGAUCCUCGAACUGCUCAUCGCAUGCAAUCUGUCAAACCAAUUUAAACAAUUGCUGUAAUUUACAGCUUGAUAUGUGUGAAGUUUCUAGGAAUACCCACCCAGUAAAUACAAAUUGGUCACUUAACCUCAAAAUCAGGAAACAUG
This is a messenger RNA of Ictalurus furcatus (blue catfish), 6791 nucleotides long. It is a transcript of the gene fzd7b, whose product is annotated as frizzled class receptor 7b. Gene Ontology annotation, molecular function: Wnt receptor activity; Wnt-protein binding. The record is from RefSeq and is a predicted model, not a curated record. The transcript is spliced from 2 exons. Gene Ontology annotation, biological process: non-canonical Wnt signaling pathway; canonical Wnt signaling pathway. Gene Ontology annotation, cellular component: plasma membrane. Lineage: Eukaryota; Metazoa; Chordata; Actinopteri; Siluriformes; Ictaluridae. Bases 1363 to 3018 code for a protein of 551 amino acids.